This is a messenger RNA of Perca flavescens (yellow perch), 5778 nucleotides long. RefSeq names its product gamma-aminobutyric acid (GABA) B receptor, 2 (gene gabbr2). The record is from RefSeq and is a predicted model, not a curated record. Bases 321 to 2897 code for a protein of 858 amino acids. The transcript has 21 exons. Gene Ontology annotation, cellular component: G protein-coupled receptor heterodimeric complex; membrane. Gene Ontology annotation, molecular function: G protein-coupled GABA receptor activity. Gene Ontology annotation, biological process: gamma-aminobutyric acid signaling pathway; G protein-coupled receptor signaling pathway. NCBI's taxonomy places the organism in Eukaryota, Metazoa, Chordata, Actinopteri, Perciformes, Percidae.
UUGACUGCACUUAGUCGUUGCUGUUGUUGAGUUGCCUCCGCAUGCUAACAAAUGAAUGGGAACAAUUAGAUCCUAGGCUAGUCGCUACCUUUAAUGUGGUAAAAUGGUAAAAAAUCCUCUUUAUUGUGCAGUCCACGGACUAACUUUCGUUCCAGAUGGAUAGAAGAGUCUAAAUAUAUGUUCUAAUAAAAAGAGAUAGCCAGUGAAUUGAUGGAGAUGUGAGGAACAUACCCAUUUGUCUUCUUGUGCAUUUCCAGUGUGACAACGCCAAGGGGCUGAGGGCCUUCUUUGAUGCCAUAUGCUACGGUCCCAAACACCUGAUGAUCUUCGGCGGUGUCUGCCCCUCCGUGACCUCCAUCAUAGCAGAGUCCUUGGAGGGUUGGAAUCUGGUGCAGCUGUCCUUUGCAGCAACAACUCCAGUUCUGGCAGACAAGAAAAAGUACCCCAACUUCUUCCGCACAGUCCCAUCAGACAAUGCCGUGAACCCAGCAGUUGUGAAAUUCCUCAACUACUACAACUGGAGCCGUGUUGGGACCCUCACCCAGGAUGUGCAGAGGUUCUCGGAGGUGAGGAAUGAUCUAACUAGUGAGCUGGAGAAAGCAGACAUUCAGAUUGCAGAUACAGAAAGUUUCUCCAACGACCCCUGCGUCAAUGUCAAGAAGCUCAAGGACAACGAUGUGAGAAUCAUCAUUGGCCAGUUUGACGAGAACCUGGCAUCCAAAGUCUUCUGCUGCGCAUAUAACCUGAACAUGUUUGGCAGUAAAUACCAGUGGAUUAUCCCCGGCUGGUAUCAGGGCAACUGGUGGGAGCAGGCCAACAGCACCAACUGCACCACCAAGAAGCUGCUCACAGCCAUGGAGGGAUACAUCAGUGUGGACUUUGAGCCGCUCAGCGCUCGCCAGGUCAAGGGCAUCUCUGGCAGGACCCCUAAGGAUUAUGAGAGGGAGUACAGCCGAGAGCUUCAGCAGAAAGGUGUGGAGGCCAGCAAGUUUCACGGCUUUGCCUACGAUGGGAUCUGGGUCAUUGCUAAAACCCUGACUCGAGUGAUGGAACUGCUUCGGGUAAAACAACGGCAGAACACCUUCAACAACUUCACCGUGGAUGACCGCGAAGUGGGAAAAAUGGUGCUGGACGUGAUGAACGAGACCAACUUCUUUGGUGUUACAGGUCAAGUCAUGUUUCGGAACGGAGAGAGGAUGGGCACAAUAAAAUUCAACCAGUUUCAAGGGGGCCAUGAGGUGAAGGUAGGAGAGUACAACGCGAUUGCUGAUGUGCUUGAUCUCAUCAACAACAGCAUAAAGUUCCAAGGCGUGGAGCCUCCCAAGGAUCGUACAUUUGUGCGUCUGCAGCGGCGCCACAUCAACGUGCCCCUCUACAGCAUCCUGUCCACCAUCACCAUAUUGGGCAUGCUCAUGGCAGGGGCCUUCCUGUUCUUCAACAUCAAGAACCGCAACCACAGACUAAUCAAGAUGUCCAGUCCCUACAUGAACAACCUAAUCAUCCUAGGAGGCCUGCUCUCCUAUGCCUCGAUCUUCCUGUUUGGCCUGGAUGGAGGUUUUGUAACUGACAAAGAGUUUGAAACCCUCUGCACUGUUCGGACAUGGAUCCUCAUUGUUGGAUACACAACAGCUUUUGGUGCCAUGUUUGCCAAGACCUGGAGGGUGCACGCCAUCUUUAAAAAUGUCAAGAUGAAGAAGAAGAUCAUAAAGGACCAGAAGUUGUUGAUCAUCGUUGGCGGGAUGCUGCUAAUCGACUUGUGCAUCCUCAUUUGCUGGCAGGUUGUGGACCCGCUUAAGAGGACUGUGGAAGAGUACAGCUUGGAGGCGGACCCCCAAGGCAGAGACAUAGCCAUCCGUCCCUUCUUGGAGCACUGUGAGAACACCCACAUGACCAUUUGGCUGGGCAUCGUUUAUGCCUACAAGGGACUGCUAAUGUUGUUUGGCUGUUUCUUGGCAUGGGAGACCAGGAACGUGAGCAUCCCUGCUCUCAAUGACAGCAAAUACAUCGGGAUGAGUGUUUACAACGUGGGCAUCAUGUGCAUCAUCGGUGCUGCAGUGUCUUUUCUGACAAGAGACCAGCCCAAUGUCCAGUUCUGCAUUGUGGCACUGGUGAUCAUCUUUUGCAGCACCAUCACACUCUGUCUGGUCUUCGUUCCCAAGUUCAUCACCAUGAGAACCAACCCAGACGCAGCCACCCAGAACCGGAGGUUAAAGUUCACCCAGAACCAGAAGAAGGAAGACUCCAAGACCUCCACCUCAGUCACCAGUGUCAAUCAGGCUAACACUUCGCGACUGGAUGGGCUUCAAACUGAUAACCACCGUCUCCGCAUGAGGAUAACGGAGCUGGACAAGGAGCUGGAAGAAGUGACCAUGCAGCUGCAGGACACCCCAGAGAAAACUCCCUACAUCAAACAGAACCAUUACCCGGAUGCCAACAACAUUCUCAGCAUACGCAACUUCACAGACGGCAAAGAUGGAGAGAAGUCAAUACUGAAGAACCACCUUGAACAGAAGCCUCAGGCGCAGUGGGGCUCCAUGGAUCCUUCCAGAAUUAACAGAGGUCCCCUGGAGGAUAUCAACUCACCCGAACACAUACAGCGUCGACUGUCCUUGCAGCUGCCCAUCCUGCACCAUGCCUACUUACCUUCCAUAGGAGGGGUUGAUGCCAGCUGCACCAGCCCCAACGGCAGCCCUGGUUCCAGCCCACGGCACAGACACAUGCCCCCUUCCUACCGGGUAAUGGUCUCUGGCCUUGACUGGCUACCGGAAACGUGGAAUUUACAAGACCCAACAAAGGAAAUCUUCCACUUUACUCCCCGUUACUUCCCAUUCUUGUGGAGACAUGUAAAUAUCAUAAUUUCUGACUUUGAUGUACUGUACGCUUUGUAUAUUCUGUGAAUGGACAAUUAAAGGGUUUCUAAGUGUAGAGCUUGUAACAGAGGCAGGAAAUCGUGACAUGGCACCCUACAAAGAAUUAGAAAUAUGUAUGAAAGAUAGCGGAAUUGGCUAACCUGGAGAAAGACACACAUGGCUCUUUUUUCCACUUGCUUUUCCACUGCUAAAUUUGCACCUUUGGAUCUUAUCAGAGAUUUCACAUUAGACUUUGCAUAGGCCUUUCAUAAUUUACAACUUGCUUGAUAUGUCCUCAGAAAGCAUGUUAUACAGAAUAUUGAUGCUAUGCCUUUUAUCAGGUCUCCAAGGCUGCAUACGUUAUAAAAAAUAGAGCUAAAAGGCACUACAAGAGUGUUCCACAGUUGUUAUUUAUGUGUGUUAUAUGCCAAGAAAUGCACACAUUCAGAUGUACACUUAAAACACAAGAGAGCACCUUAUGAAAUUAGGUGCUUUUCAGACAUGGCAUUAGUGACGGCCUGGUCAUAUCGAUCUCCACAGAGUGGUCUCCACAGACUGUUAAGCUGUCCAUCUGUUCUAGCCCUCACAGCUAACCAGCACAGACACGGGCGAUCGGGUUCAUGUCAAUGGCAAAAGGGCACAAUGACUUCUUUGGAAGAAAUAACAUGAAGAGGUGAUGCUGGAAAGGAUGUAGGUCUACUAGUUCCACAGCUAGUUUGGAUUAAACGGUUGACCUGAAUUUCCACAAGAGGUAGUAAAGACAAUGGAGACACGGGAGCCUGGUGUAAUAAGCCCCAACCAGCUGUAGCUUUCAGUUCCACAACGUGAUGACACUACUGCUGGUCACAGUGAUAGAGCAUAAAGCACAGACACAGGGCUUUCUGUCAUAUUGAGUGUCAAGAAAAAUCACUCCACACUUAGCAACAGUGAACAUACCUCAGUUGCUAUGGAAAUGUAAUUCAGUGCUGUUGAACUCGGCCCAAGAAGGCUGCACUGAGCAAAACGGCCAUCAACUCAGUGUCGUCCUUUUUUUUUCUUUUUUUGAAACUGUCCUCAUGCAGGAGAAAAGCAAACAGGGACUCCGGACAAAAAAAAAAGACUUUUUAUGGAGUGUGAGAAGGUUUGUUCUUAGCAUAUGUUUCACCAUUGGUGUCUUGGUUUUUAGUUUCUAAGGCGUUUGUUGAACGCUGUGCCUGUUGUCUUAUAUUGUAGCCUGCAGGACCCACAGUACAUAAAUAAGGUGAAAUUGGCGCUGAUCCAGCAAACUACAACAUUGGCCACACAUCUGUAAAUUGAACUACGUGUCAUAGAUUUAUUUAAAUUGAAUGCCUCAAUGCAUGGGACAGUUUUGGAGAACUUGGUGAAAGCUCCCCUUCAGCUGGAGUAGAUUUGCUCUGCAAGCUGAUGUCUGAUCAUAAACACUGUCUUUAGUUGAAAGGCCAGUCAAUGGAUACAGAGUUUGAGAGUUGGAGACAAGCUAGCAGAGAUCCACCUGCUAUUGGACAUAUCAGGGUGACUUCCCGUGAGAGCUCCUCCCCUUCCAGCCCCUGCUGAGCACAGGAGCAGGGAAACCCGAGCACACAACCUCCAAGGAGUCACGGCUUCUCCCGCACCUUUGCCAACCAGAGAAUCAUGUGAGUGAGAGACAUUGCCAGAGGGUUCAUUCUUCCUUCAGGAGAAGAGAAACCAACUGCACAUUUUAUAUAAUACAUUAUAUGUGAUUGUGUACAAUUUGCUGAUACCCCAAUGAUGGUGUCCAUGUAUGGAAUACUUGGUAUUUGGCUUUCUCAAGACGGCAUGAAAUGAAAUGUAUACUUCACAGUUACCUCUGUUUUUGCAGCUGUUGUGACAAAUCCACUCUGUUGUUUCAUCCUCUCACCUACAAUUGGAUUUGACGUUCUUUUAACCUGUUGAUCAGCUCACACAUGUCAAUGCCAAGAUUCUCAGUGGACAAACUCAACAUCACAUUGAGAAUGCUACUGGUUUAGCAGUUAUUCACUGAGGGCAAUAAAGUGAAAGUAGUAGCAAACGAUCAAUCCUAAUAACCCACUCCUGGCAUUUCCCAAAUUACAAAAUUUUUUUUUUUUUUUUUUUUUUGUCCAUCUAAAAUGCCAAAUGCAGAUCAUCAGCUUUUAUUUUUAAUGUGCCCUGAUUUCUUUUUCUUAUAUUAAGAUUCAUUUCAGGUUUUUUUUCAACAUGGAUGAAAAAAUUGUUAAAAUGCAAAUUGUGGUAGGUCAAGGGCUCAUAAUUUCCUGUAAUAAAUAAAGUCACGUCGAUGGUUUGUAUUUGCCACAGGUCUUUUUACCUUUUCAGUUUGCAGAUCAAAGUGACAUAUACGUAUAUAAUUAUAUCUUUGUAUGUGUCAUCAGGGUUUCUGGAGAACACGGAACGUACAUGUCCAAAAAUAUAACAAUAUGACGUAUAUAUUUAGUGGAAAAACACACAGGUCCAUACUGUUACUGUUUUGUCAGUAUGAUAUGUGGUAUCACAUGAAGUUAAGUUCAAUUAAGAGUUUAUUAACGGAAAACAAAAACCUACGUUAAAUGCAACAUGUUCAAGAGGGGCAAUAACUUGUUUUCUUAUUACAAAAAGAAUGGAGAACACUAUAUAUAUAUAUAUAUAUAUAUGUAAAAGAUCCUUACGUACAUUCUCAUUUUUACAUAGGAAAGAUUUCACGACUACGCCACAAGGAUACUUGGAAUUCUUUUUUUUUUUAUUUAAAGUAUCUGUAACUAUGUUAUGUACAGAUGAGGUAUAGAUAUGAAAAAGUUGUAUAAAAUAAGUAUCACACUUGGAACACCUGAACAUUUUUGGAGCCAUUAGUUGUUAUGGGGGGAUUUGAAUAACAUUCUUCUUUUAUUGUCUGAAUGUUAUGGACAGCCUUUACUUUUCACAUCAUCAUCAUUAAAUAAAGUGAGACUGAAAAUAA